GCGGAGAAAACUCCCGAAGCCAGGGAGGGGGCUUGGAAGCACCACAGACCACGCCGGGGACAUUAGGCUGGCGGCGCCGCCGAGCCCCGCCCCCCUCCGGAACUCCCGGGGUAGCGCCUGGGGCUCGGCGGCCUCCACAGCCCGCGAGCCCCCGGCCCGGACCAGCCGUGACCACCGGCCCCAGGCCCGCAGCCCAGCGUCCCGCCAGGCCCCAACCCCACCGGGCAGCCACGCCCGGGGCUCUCGGCCCGCCGCGCCGCGCUCUCGGCUCCCCCGCGCUCUCGAGUCGCGCGCUCCGGCCCCGCCCUCUGACGCCCCGGGGCGUGGCUUCCCCGUCACGUGACGGGGAGUGACCUCGCCGCCCGGCGCCAUGGGGGCCUCGGACCCGGAAGUGGCGCCUUGGGCUCGCGGCGGGGCCGCGGGGAUGGCGGGAGCCGGAGCUGGAGCCGGAGCUCGCGGCGGAGCGGCAGCGGGGGUCGAGGCCCGAGCUCGCGAUCCGCCGCCCGCGCACCGCGCACACCCGCGCCACCCUCGGCCCGCGGCGCAGCCCUCGGCCCGCAGGAUGGACAGCGCGAACGGGGGUCUGGGCUCCGGGGACAACGCCCCGACCACUGAGGCUCUCUUCGUGGCCCUGGGCGCGGGUGUGACGGCGCUCAGCCACCCGCUGCUCUACGUGAAGCUGCUCAUCCAGGUGGGUCAUGAGCCGAUGCCCCCCACCCUUGGGACCAACGUGCUGGGGAGGAAGGUCCUCUAUCUGCCAAGCUUCUUCACCUACGCCAAGUACAUUGUGCAAGUGGAUGGUAAGAUAGGGCUGUUCCGAGGCCUGAGCCCCCGGCUGAUGUCCAACGCGCUCUCCACCGUGACCCGGGGCAGUAUGAAGAAGGUUUUCCCUCCAGAUGAGAUUGAGCAGGUUUCCAACAAGGAUGACAUGAAGACUUCGCUGAGGAAAGUAGUGAAGGAGACGUCCUACGAGAUGAUGAUGCAGUGCGUGUCCCGCAUGCUGGCGCAUCCCCUGCACGUUAUCUCAAUGCGCUGCAUGGUCCAGUUUGUGGGACGGGAGGCCAAGUACAGUGGCGUGCUGAGCUCCAUUGGGAAGAUUUUCAAAGAGGAGGGGCUGCUGGGAUUCUUCGUCGGCUUAAUCCCUCACCUCCUGGGCGAUGUGGUAUUCUUGUGGGGCUGUAACCUGCUGGCCCACUUCAUCAAUGCCUACCUGGUGGAUGACAGCGUGAGUGACACCCCAGGGGGGCUGGGAAACGACCAGAAUCCAGGUUCCCAGUUCAGCCAGGCGCUGGCCAUCCGGAGCUACACCAAAUUUGUGAUGGGGAUUGCAGUGAGCAUGCUGACCUACCCCUUCCUGCUGGUCGGCGAUCUCAUGGCUGUGAACAACUGUGGGCUGCAGGCUGGGCUCCCCCCUUACUCCCCAGUGUUCAAAUCCUGGAUUCACUGCUGGAAGUACCUGAGUAUGCAGGGCCAGCUCUUCCGAGGCUCCAGCCUGCUUUUCCGCCGAGUGUCAUCAGGAUCGUGCUUUGCCCUGGAGUAACCUGAACCAUCUAAAAAAAACAUGCUGUCUCAACCUGGCCACUAUGGAUGAGGCCUGAUUUCCUUGGGCCACUGUAAGGCGACACCAACCCAGCAACACUAGAUGUGCCCCAGCACAGCUGGGCUUCCGUUUCCAUAUUUGCCGUGUAUCUGUCCAGAUGUGGGGUUGGGCUGGGUGGGGCUGUGCCUGGUGGAUUGGGUCAGCUGCCAGACCUGGGAAGGCGGGUGGGGUGGGGGAUGGGGGCAGAAUCCCUUUACUCCCAUGUUUGCGGAGUCUGCCUUGUGCAGGGGGUGAGCGAAUGGCUCGUGGAGGCCCAGGUCGAGGCCCAGGUCGGAUGGGGAAAGGCUGAUGGGUCAGGUCCCACCCCCCAACCCCUUGAGGCCGCCCCGCCCCCACCCUGCAGCUCAGCUGGGAGCGCCACUCUCCGCUUUGUAAAUAGGACGUGACCCCCUUCGCGAGGCCGCCAUCACGUCCAGGCCUGUGUGGGGAGGCUAACUCGAGGUUCUCCCUUCGUUUUUCUCAACACUAUGUUUCUGAUGUGAAGGCAGCACCUCUUCUCAGUGGGAAAUCAUGUGACUACUCAGAAUGUGUCCCCUCAUCUAAUGCUUCUGUGUUUCCUAAUGACGCAUCAUGUGCAGGACCGGUUCCCUGUGCAGCUGUGAACACCCAGAGGUUAGGCAGAUCAGUGUCUCUAGUCCUGCCCAGUUUAAAAGUUCAUGGUAAGAUUCAACCCUGUCUCCCUCUAAUAAAUGUCUUGGUGGUGAUUUGGA
This is a messenger RNA of Microcebus murinus (gray mouse lemur), 2310 nucleotides long. It is a transcript of the gene MTCH1, whose product is annotated as mitochondrial carrier 1. Gene Ontology annotation, biological process: positive regulation of apoptotic process. Gene Ontology annotation, cellular component: membrane; mitochondrion. NCBI's taxonomy places the organism in Eukaryota, Metazoa, Chordata, Mammalia, Primates, Cheirogaleidae. The record is from RefSeq and is a predicted model, not a curated record.